Brenthis ino (lesser marbled fritillary) is the source of this 1878-nucleotide messenger RNA. The record is from the annotation of a GenBank genome assembly. Lineage: Eukaryota; Metazoa; Arthropoda; Insecta; Lepidoptera; Nymphalidae.
AUGGAUAAACAUAAUAGUUCUGAAUUGUUAAACUCAGAUUUUUCACUAUCCAAAAAUGCUAGUUCCGAUUCAUUGGAUUCAGACUCUAAAUCAAGUUCAUUGAAUUCGAAACACGGACAAGAUUCCAGUCAUGUUUUGGGAGAUAUACAGUUGUUGGAUGGGGAAAAAGUGAUGGGUGUAGCUCGAGAUGUUACUUACCUAUGCCCAUAUAGUGGGCCAUCUAGAGGAGUGCUGAAAGUAACAAACUAUCAACUACAUUUCCGUCCCACAGAAGCAACUUCCCUUCAGACUAUACUCUCUGUGCCUCUUGGAGUAGUCUCUCGUAUUGAAAAAGUUGGCGGAGCUUCCUCUAAAGGAGAAAAUUCAUAUGGCAUUGAAGUGUUUUGUAAGGAUAUGAGAAACUUACGUUUUGCUCACAAACAAGAGAAUCAUUCUAGAAGAGGUAUAUUUGAGAAAUUGCAACAGCUAGCAUUUCCACUAUCACAUAGACAGCCAUUAUUUGCAUUUAGCUAUUCAGAGAGUUUUCCAGAUGAUGGAUGGAAUGUGUAUGAGCCUAUUGCGGAACUGAGGAGAAUGGGAGUCAACAAUGAUAUGUGGCGCAUAACACGAAUAAAUGACAAGUAUGAGAUAUGCGACAGUUAUCCCUCGGUAUGGGCAGUACCUACUGCAGCUAAUGAUGAUCUCUUACGAUCAGUUGCUGCAUUUCGUUCUAGAGGACGCAUACCAGUGCUUGCUUGGAUACAUCCAAGCUCUCAAGCGACUAUUACACGAUGCAGCCAGCCCUUGGUUGGGGUCAGUGGUAAACGCAGUCGUGAAGACGAGAGAUAUAUCCAAUUAAUAAUGGAUGCCAAUGCUCAAGCGCAUAAGCUGUUUAUAAUGGAUGCCAGGCCCAGUGCCAAUGCUAUAGCUAAUAAGGCCAAGGGUGGCGGAUAUGAGUCAGAGGAUGCAUACCAAAAUGCGGAACUCGUCUUCCUCGAUAUACACAACAUUCACGUGAUGAGAGAGAGCUUAAGAAAAUUAAAGGAGCUUUGUUUCCCCCAAAUUGACCAGACCAGAUGGUUUAGUGGCAUUGAAGCAAGUUGUUGGCUCAAGCAUAUUAAAUGUAUACUAGCGGGCGCGGUGCGCAUUGUUGAUAAGGUAGAGAACCAUAAAACCUCUGUGCUAGUUCACUGUUCUGAUGGCUGGGACAGGACGGCUCAGUUGACUGCCCUGGCCAUGCUCAUGUUGGACCCUUACUAUCGUACAUUGAGGGGUUUCCAAGUUCUCAUAGAGAAGGAGUGGCUCUCCUUCGGACAUAAGUUCCAAUUGCGUAUCGGCCAUGGAGACGAGCGUCACUCAGACGCGGACAGGUCGCCAGUAUUCGUCCAAUGGGUAGACUGCGUGUGGCAACUGCAGCAACAGUUCCCCACCGCCUUUGAGUUCACUGAGCGGCUGCUCAUCACAAUUGUAGAUCAUCUAUACUCGUGCCGUUUUGGGACUUUCCUCUUUAAUACUGAGCGUGAGAGGGUUAAGGAAGAAGUAAAAGCCAAAACAGUAUCACUAUGGUCAUACAUUAACAGCCGACAAAAUCUAUAUCUGAAUCCUCUAUAUUGGGGACCUUCUUCGUUCAGUCCAAACUCGCCUCCUUCACCGAACUCGAGACCCCAAAUGGUGCUAGUCCCAGUUGCUUCGUUAAGGAUUAUUAAACUGUGGAAAGCUUUGUACUGUAGAUGGAACCCCACCAUGAGGCAACAGGACCCGAUAUACCAACGCACGCGAGAGCUGGUGGCUCUGCGGGUGCAACUGGAGGCGGCGGCGGCCGCCGCGGCGGGUGACCACGCGGCGCGCCAGCACCGCCUUGGCCUCACUCCGCCCCGGGUCGCCAGCCCGCACCAUGUG